Microstroma glucosiphilum is the source of this 1965-nucleotide messenger RNA. RefSeq lists its product as hypothetical. Gene Ontology annotation, molecular function: oxidoreductase activity, acting on the CH-CH group of donors. The record is from RefSeq and is a predicted model, not a curated record. Lineage: Eukaryota; Fungi; Basidiomycota; Exobasidiomycetes; Microstromatales; Microstromataceae. The transcript has a single exon. The coding region runs from base 1 to 1965 and encodes 654 amino acids.
AUGAGAGCCGAACAAGGCCAUCAAUUCCCCCCUAUCCCCCUCCACAACCCUUUCCGUUCCAAUGCCCCUUUACAGAGACUCCUACUCCGUCUACUGGGUGAAUCACCUCAUUUGGAGACCAUCUUCAACAACUUGGACCUCUUGGCGGAUCGAUGUAUCGGAGAGCAUGCCCUAUCUGCCAACAAAUUGAAGGGAGUGGAAGAUGAACCUAGGUUGAUCCAAUAUGAUGCUUGGGGGAGGAGGAUCGAUGAGUUGAGGACGGGGGAAGGGUGGAGAGAAUUGAAGGCGGCUACGGCAAAGGAAGGGAUCGUUGCGGAGAGUUACCCUCUUCAGAAGGGAGAUCAUUCCACUUCUCCUUCUUCGCAACAGCAACGUCCCAAGGGAUACUUGGGAAGAGACCAAUUAGGAGCAGAUGCAAGGAUCUACGCCUUUGUCAAGAUCUUCAUGUUCGGUCCCUUUUCCAAAUUGGUCCUCUGUCCCAUCUCCAUGACGGAUGGAGCCGCUCGCGUCUUGGAACUGGCUGGAACACCGGAUCAGAAACGAAUUAUCUCUCUACUGACCCAUGCCGAUCCGACAAAAGCUUGGACGGCAGGGCAAUGGAUGACGGAAAGACCUGGUGGAUCGGAUAUCAGUCGAACGGAGACUACGGCUCGACCUGUGGCGCAACGUAGCGAUGGCAACUAUCGAUCUGGAGAUUCCUUCUUACUGGACGGAUUCAAAUGGUUCUCCAGCGCAACCGAUGGAGAUAUCGCCCUAGCUCUGGCCAGGACCGAUGCAGACUUCUCCAAAGGAUCUCGUGGUCUAUCCCUCUUCCUCUUGAAGGUUCGAGAUCCUCAGACGGGGAAAUUGAAUGGCAUCCGAGUGCAUCGAUUGAAGCAGAAGUUGGGUACCAAGUACCUCCCCACGGCUGAAUUGGAAUUGGACUCCUGUCAAGCCGAAUUGGUAGGGACGUUGGGUCAAGGUGUAAAGAUCAUCUCUUCCGUCUUGAACGUCACUCGACUCUAUUCCGCCGCAGGAGGCGUCUUCACCUUGACCCAUGGUCUACGUCAAUCUGCCAGCUUCAGUCUGACCAGACAAGUCGGUCAGAAGCAACUCUCGGAAUACCCUCUGCAUACGCAGUCCUUGUUUCGAUUAACCGUGUUACAGAGGGCGUUGCAACAACUCUUCUUCUUCAACUCGGGACUAUUGGGCAAAUCCGAAGCGCAGACGGCCAACAAGAGGGAUCUCACUCUGCUUCGUCUCUACACGCCAGCUCUGAAAGCCUACACGGCCAUUCGAGCUUCCGAAAGUACCUUGAGCCUGUUGGAUUCCUUUGGAGGGCAAGGAUACAUGGAAGAUUCGGGAUUGGGCAUCGCGGAAUCCUUGAGAGAUUUGGCAGUGGAGAGGGUCUGGGAAGGGACCAUCGAGGUUUUGGGGAUGGAUGUCGUCAGGGUGGUGAUGCAAUCGAAAGGGGAAGCUCUCUUCGUCUUGGUCUCCGAUCUCAGAGAGAGGCUCUCUCACCUGAUGCAAGGUGACAACGAAGGGGAGAGUGACGUCGUCACUCUCCUACAGGGUGGCGUCGACGAGUUGGAACGAAGUAGCAAGAUCCUCCUCAAGACCUUUACGGAUCGUAACUUGGCAGGCAGUCUAGACUAUCGAUUUGCCGCUCCCCUCUUGGAACUCAUGAUGAUCCUCAAUGGUGGGGCGUUGCUUCUGGAACAAGCCGGUUGGACGAGAAAGCAACUCAAGAGUCAACAAAAAGCUAGUCCAUUGGUCCCUCUGACGGAGGAUAUUGCCCUGGAGGAAGCCCACAUCGCUCGCACGUGGGUCAUGGAGGAAGGAGAAUUGGCACAGACGUUGACCAAGUUCAAGACUACGGUUGAGGAGAGGGCUCGAGGAGGAGCUGUCAAAGACACUUCGUUGGACCUACAGCAUCGCAUCGUCUUUACCGAAGUGUUGGAUCAAGCUAGGCAAGCGAAGUUGUAG